Messenger RNA from Harpia harpyja (harpy eagle), 1765 nucleotides. It is a transcript of the gene CENPP, whose product is annotated as centromere protein P. The transcript has 10 exons. The record is from RefSeq and is a predicted model, not a curated record. Gene Ontology annotation, cellular component: nucleus; chromosome, centromeric region. Gene Ontology annotation, biological process: CENP-A containing chromatin assembly. Bases 584 to 1435 code for a protein of 283 amino acids. NCBI's taxonomy places the organism in Eukaryota, Metazoa, Chordata, Aves, Accipitriformes, Accipitridae.
UCGAAUAAUAUCCUCGGGAUUCGCUCUUCAAGCGGCUCUGUUGUUUCGCGGGGGACGGGCGGACGGAGGACGAAGGUGCGGCUGGCGCCCCCUGCUCGGGCCGCAGCUGUGGUAGCGCCCAGGCCCGCCGCGGGCUGGUUGGGCGCGCAGUUCGAAGGCGCGGGUCGGGGGCGCCUCACGCGCCGCAGCCGUUGGCGGUCGGGAGCGGCCGAGCGUCUCUCCUCAGCGCCGGCCUCUGGGCUGUCGGGUCUGCGGGGACCCCGGGGCUCUGGGGGCGGGCGCGGCUGCGGGCUCCUCUCGGCUCCUCUCCUCGGGCGUGCGUUGUGCCGCCGGGCCGAUGCCUGGCACCUGUGAGCCUCGACCCGUGUCUUGGGGCGGGGUGGGACAACGCCGGCUCGUCUGACGAGUCGCGUUUUCCAGCCGUUAGCUUGUGACAUUGGAGGCUAGGAGCAAAGCAACGGGAACACGGAACCCCACCAGUUCGUUUCUCGUGAACUCUUGAAUGCUCUUCCCGGCCCUUCCUGUGGCAGCUUAGAAGCGAAUGCUUAGCGGUGUAUACGGGCAGUAACAUUGAUUCUGAGAAAUGGAUAACAGCAUUUGUCAAGUUUAUGAAGAUGAAAUCCAGUCACUGGAAGAAGAAAUUAAGCUAUUGGCUGAAAAGUAUGAAGAUAGCGAACAAGAAUCCACCUUUUUUUCUGAUGAGGAGAUAUUAAUGUCAAUAAAAUCAUUCCAAAGAGAAUCUGAGGGACAUGAAUCUUUAUCAGACCUGAUAGCUCAACUUGAAAGUCUAGAAACAGAUCUCUCAUUUUUAAAGGAAUUUACUGGUAUUCAGUUCACAAGUCAUUUCAAGAAAACAGUGGAAAAAACUACAAACAGAACAGUGCGGAAGCACAGAUUAUCAGGGAAUUGCUAUUCCCUGUCUUUUCAGUUGGAAUUCCAGCUUCUUGAAAUGCAGAACAAAGAGAAGGUGUCUGCUGUUGUUACUGAUCUCAGGAUUAUAAUGGAAUCUGGAGAAGAUUCAGAUAUGAGCAAGUUUGUGUCAAGUACUGAAGAACAUGGAAAUCUCUUAAGAUUUUUCAGAAGCCUUUCAUCUUAUGCUGAGUGGUAUGAACAUCGUAGAUGCACCUUCCUACAUUUCAAGGGCAAAUAUCCUGACAUUGUAACCCUUCCAGAAGGACUGCUGGGGGAUUAUAUAAUUCUAAGGAACCCUAAACAUUCUGGGUUUGAAUUAAUGAUUGUCUGGAAGAUACAUAUAGAUGAAGAAGGGAGAACUACACCUGUUCUGGACCUUCUGACUAAAGUACCAGAGCAAGUCUUGGAGCAGAAGAUGGCAACUAUUGAAAAUGCACCUGCCUGCUUCCGAAGCAUGCUGCUUCUGUUUGGGAUUGAGACAGCUCUCGAGAAUCUGAUCAAAGUGGUUGGCUUGGAAAAAUGAAUAGCAGCAUGACUUACAACAGAGCUUACACCUACCUGUACUUUUAGCCACAUAUGAAGAACAAUGCACCCAAGUGUUGCUAAGAUCAAUUGACACCAAAUUCUGUAGUGCUUCACCUCACACGGAAUGUGCCAGAGACUGCCAAACUUCAAGACUUACAGCAUGUUCCAAAAGGUUUCACAAUGUCAGUACACCCUUACCCCACACACUUGUCCCCUUCAAUCCCCACCCCAUCCAAGGGGACUAGAAAAAUGUACUUGCUCUUCACCUCUGGAUGGGGACCCCAGCACAGCAUGUAAGAUUCAGGAGAAAUCAAGCACAGCCCCAUAU